AAGAAGAAGAAGAACAAAGUGACGUAAUCGUUUGUGCUGCUGGUACUAUUCACACCGGCUUGCGUUUUUUUUUGCUCUGUACCGUUUUUGACAGUCACCAAAGCGUGGAAUCAUCAUGGUGCUCGAUUUAGACCAAUUUCGAACCGAUAAAGGCGGUGAUCCUGAAGUAAUCAGAGAAAUUCAAAGGAAAAGGUUCAAAGAUGUGUCACUUGUGGAUAAACUAGUACACGCAGACACAGAAUGGAGAAAAUGUAAGUUCCGACUAACGUUAGCAUUAAUUGAAUCGGAUGGUGGUGUCCAUCCACAUGGCUUGCUAGCUUCAUGCACUUAUUAUAGGUACUUAAAAUAAAGCCGACCUUGUAGUCACCCAGAUAACAAUUAAGAAAUUCAAGCAUAAUACGUCAGUUCACGUUUUUAGAUAAUUCACUAUAGCUACCUGGAUAUUCUCAGCUAAACUCUAGCUAGUUGGUAGCCUGCGUUAGCUAGCUAGUUAGCCACCGAUGGUAUGUAAAUGGUUAUGUAUAGCCAGUUAGCUAUCUAGCUACGUUAGUUAGCUAGUAGGUAGCUAGUUAACGAACCACUUGGCGUACAACCAAUAACAAUCUUCUUUUCCAUAUCUUUAGUUAGGUUAUACCUGAUAUGUCGUUCAUUGUUGUCUAACAUUAAUUUAGUUAACUAAAACAAUGUAUGGUUUUGUAGCUAAACUAUCGAGGAAAAGCCAAACGAUGGCUAGCUACGUCAUCCUAUUCACACUGACUGUAGCUACAAUCUGAUGCAAUCCCCAUCCAACAUACCCCAUAGCAAAUGCAUCAAAAACUCGCUCCUCUAAGCGGUUACCGGGCUCGCUUCAUUGUUGCCUGUCAACGUUAUAGCUACUUGUGACACCUAGGCGCAAGACAUAAACACCAUUUAUAUUGAUUCAUGACAUGCAUAUGACGCUGACCCUUGCCCUUUCCAUGCUCACCAGGUCGUUUCACUGCCGACAACCUCAACAAGGCAAAGAAUUUAUGCAGCAAGACAGUUGGAGAGAAAAUGAAGGUACAUCCUGUGAAACUGCUGGUGAACAAUAUAGGCUUUACAAAACCUACAUGGCUACCUGUUUCCCCCCCAUCAGUCUGAAAGCAUUAUGUUCUAUUCUAUGUGCAGAUAGUUUAUUUCUAUCCAUUCACCCUGUUCUGUGCCUUUUCUGUUUACAGAAGAGGGAGCCAGUUGGGGAUGAUGAUGAUUCUGUCCCAGAUGACGCCCAGAACUUGGAGGCCCUAACUGCAGACACGCUAUCGGUAGGUCAGCUCGCUAGCCAGCAGUUCAUCUAUAUGCUGGUUGACUGCUUUAUGGCAGAUUCUAUUGGACUUGUGGGUCCCAUACUCAUGGGUAUGUUUCAUGUCUCUUUCCCCCCCUUUUUCUAGCCCCUCACGGUCACCCAGAUCAAGAAGGUCCGUCUGCUUGUGGACGAGGCAGUGCAGAAAUCUGACGGUGAGAGGGUAAAGCUGGAGGAGGAGCGCUUUCAAUACUUGCGAGAGAUCGGGAACCUCCUACAUCCAUCUGUGCCCAUUAGUAAUGAUGAGGUGGGUGUUGUGGAAUUUGAAUUUCUAUCAGCAAUAGGGAAGGGGAUGAAAGUACACAUUGCCUCUGGGAGAAAAUGCAAAUUCUGAUGCCUUUGUCCACUGUCUCUGUCUCAUGAAUGAAUUUUGUUUUGCCUCUCUGUUGUUUACUUGUCUACUCUGUAAUUUACCUUGUCGAUCUCUCCUUGCCAGGAUGCUGAUAACAAAGUUGAGCGCACCUGGGGAGACUGUACUGUGCAGAAGAAGUAUUCCCACGUAGACCUGGUAGUCAUGAUCGAUGGCUACGACGGAGAGAAAGGAGCUAUAGUGGCUGGGAGCCGUGGCUACUUCCUCAAGGCAUGUUCUUAGUUACACACUGUCACAUGGAGCCAAUACUCACAGGCAGAUUUAUACCCGCUGUAAUUCCAUUCAACUCGGUGUGUAUCCUUAAUAGUUAUCUUUACUGACUGUUCCCUUUUUCUGUUUUAGGGGCCACUGGUUUUCCUGGAGCAGGCAUUGAUCAAUUAUGCUCUGCGGAUGCUCCACAGCAAGAACUACGAAAUGCUCUACACCCCCUUCUUCAUGAGGAAAGAGGUCAUGCAGGAGGUGGCCCAGCUCAGCCAGUUUGAUGAUGAACUUUACAAGGUAUGAUGGAUUUGAAACAAAUCCUCCUUCCAUUCCUAUUGCGGGAUAGGGCAUGUUAAGACAAAUAUGUAGAUUUGAUGUUAAUUUUGAUAUGUGGGUGUUUUUUGUAAUGUAUUCACUCCGCCUUCCCUGCUUGUCUCUCAGGUGAUUGGGAAGAGCAGUGAGAAGUCUGAGGACACGGCCAUAGAUGAGAAGUACCUGAUUGCCACCUCGGAGCAGCCCAUCGCAGCCUUCCUGAGAGACGAGUGGCUGAAGCCAGAGGACCUGCCCAUGCGCUACGCCGGCCUCUCCACCUGCUUCAGACAGGAAGUGGGUUCCCACGGCCGUGACACCCGAGGCAUCUUCAGGGUGCACCAGUUUGAGAAGGUCAGUGGACAUUUUCUCAAAGUAGACAUGGUGGGUGUGUCAAGGUCAGUGUAGAAAAGGCCUCAGCUUUGUUAUAGUGCUUUGCAUUUUAUAGGCCUAAUUGGAGAAGGAUAAAGUCCUGUUAUUAUUGAUAAUUUACUGAUCAUGUCAAGCGAUACACAUUUUCCAGAACAGGUCAUUGUUUGUUUGGGUGGGUGGGCCUUUGCUAAUGAUUUUGAAAUGCUAAUCAACCCCCCCCAACCCACCCCCCAGAUAGAGCAGUUUGUUUUUGCCUCUCCUCAUGACAACAAGUCCUGGGAGAUGAUGGAUGAGAUGAUUGGGACUGCUGAGGAGUUCUACCAGACACUAGGGAUCCCCUACCGCAUCGUCAACAUAGUCUCAGGUAGGUCCUGCAGGUAGUCCUCCCCAACACGUCUCUUCCUCUCUGGGACAGAGGCUUAAUGAUCAAUUGCGUAUGGCAAAUCCAUACGCGGUUGGCCAAAAUAUAUUUUUGUUUAGGAUCUUCCUGAAAUUAAAUCCAUAGAAAGGUCCUUUUUGGAGGAAGGAUGAUUGGCAGACCUUUUGGAGUCCAAAAUGAUUAUUGAGAAAUAAUUGAUUGAAGUUGGGAAUUACCCAGGGUUUCUGUAAGACAACAAAACAAUGAGGCUGUAGUUGCUACAAAUCCUGUCUUGGUGUCAUUUGAAACCUUACCGUGUGCUCUGAAAUACGAGUUGUGUUAGGUUAAAGGGAUAGAGCGAGAUUCUGUGUGCAGUUUAAAGGGAGUUGAGGGUAGUUUUGUGCGCCAAUGCUAACUAGCGUUAGCUCAAUGACUGGAAGUCCAGUGUUUCUCCUCUGAAUUGUUUCCAGCAGUGGUGGCAAAGGUAGGGGGGCGGGUGGGUGCAUUGUUGCUACUAGCGUUAGUGCAAUGACAUGUUAGCUGUUCCCAUAGACUUCCAGUUAUUGUGCUAAAGCUACUUAGCAUUGGCUCGCGAAACCGCGUUCAACUUACUUCAAACUGCACGCCGGGCCAUACCUAGGGUUCAAACCAUACAUUGGUAUCCAUAAGUCCAUCUGACUCCGGGUAAGCAAAAUAGGGCUUAAAUGUCCAAUGCAGCUGUUUUUAUCUCAAUAUCAAAUAAUUUCUGGGUAACAAUUUAAGUACCUUACUGUGAUUGUUUUCAAUUAAAAUGAUCAAAAAGAAACAAAAGUAGCUUCUUAGCAAAGAGCAAUUUCUCAAGCAAGAAUUUUGCUAGGACUGUCUGGGAGUGAUCUGAGUGGGGACGGAAAAACUGAAACCUAGCUGUUAUUGGCAGAGGUUUGAAACUCUUUCUUAUUGGUCUAAACUAAUUUACCGCCAAAGCUCCAUCCCACCAAAACAGGCUGAAAUUUCAGGUAGUCUUUUCAAACAGCUCUUCCACUAUAAGGCAUAAUUAUUCUCACAAUUUCACAGUAUUAUUCCAACCUCAAUGUGUGUAAAUAUAGAAAAGACACAAGGAAAUCACGUUUUUUGACUGCACUGGGCCUUUAAAGGGAUACUUUGGGAUUUUGGCAAUUAAGCCCUUUCUACUUCACCAGAGUCAGAUGAACUCGUGGAUAAAAAGUGUAGGUCUCUGCAUCCAGUAUGAAGGAAGUUGGAGGUAGUUUCACGAGCCAAUGCUAACUAGCUUUAGUGUAAUAACCGGAAGCCUAUGGUAUCCACGAGUUCAUCUGAUUCUUGGGAAGUAGAGAAGGGCUUCAUUGCCAGAAUCUCUACGUAUCCCUUUAAUUGCCAGAAUCUCUACGUAUCCCUUUAAUUGCCAGAAUCUCUACGUAUCCCUUUAAUUGCCAGAAUCUCUACGUAUCCCUUUUAAUUGCCAGAAUCUUACACUAUUCCUUUGACUAACCAUCACUCAUAAACGUUAACUUGCCGUUUUUAAUAAGAACUUUCACAUUGUAAGGUAUUACAAUGACCUUGUAUCCUGUGUGAUUUAUGUGACACAUAACAGACAUUUCCCUUGCAAGCUGUUUUGGGAUGUCUUACUAGUUAUAUGUCUGAGCCUCUGUGUCUGUCUGCUCCAACCCAGGUGCUCUGAACCAUGCAGCCAGUAAGAAGCUGGACUUGGAGGCCUGGUUCCCAGGCUCCGCAGCCUUCAGAGAGCUGGUCUCCUGCUCCAACUGUUUAGACUACCAGGCCCGUCGGCUGCGUAUCCGCUACGGACAGACCAAAAAGAUGAUGGACAAGGUGAGAAUACCCAGUCUUUACAUAGAAUACACCCCCCCCCCCCCCCCCCCCCCGGAUUUGCUUCCAUAAUCAAAAAGUCAUAGUAAGAUGGAAUAUUUGAACCAGUUUUAAAACCACACUUCCUGUGUUCUUCAGGCUGACUAUGUGCACAUGCUCAACGCAACCAUGUGUGCCACCACACGUGUAAUGUGUGCUAUCCUGGAGACGUACCAGACCGAAGAGGGUGUCAUCAUUCCAGAGGUACUCCGGAACUUCAUGCCUCCAGGUGAGCCAUAGUAUUCUUUUUAACAGGUUUUGUGAAGGGGCCUGCAAUACUUGUGCCCUAUGCAUGGAAGAUGGCGGUCAUAAAAGGUUGUCUUUCUCACAGAGUACUUAUUUUACUAAAUGUCCCUAGAUUUAUAGUUGUUUCUAUGCGUAUUUGAUGACUAGUAUUGCCAUGAAAGCUGUGUGUGGGGAUGUAAUUUUCUUUCCUCUUCUAUAAAUGUUCUUAGGUAUGACAGAGAUGUUGAAGUUUGUGAAGCCUGCCCCUAUUGACGUGGAGAUGUCCAAGAAGCAGAAGAAGCAGCAGGAUGGAGGGAAGAAGAAGAAGCAGGGAGGUGGAGACCAGCUCCAGAACCAAGUGGAGAACAUGUCUGUCAAUGAUUCUUAGACGUCAUCAUCAUCCCAGUCCUUAUGCUCCCUUCACUUGUUAUCACAGAGCCCUGUUCUACUGUAGAACCAGAGUACUAACUGAAAGAUGAAUUGGAAAAGGGAAAGAGGCUGUUAACAGCUUGGGGGGCAAUGGUAAUGUUAGGUCUGCUGCAUGCAAUUAUCGUCAAUGUAAGAUCCAAACAAUGUCUAUCAAGUCAGAUCUCUGGAAUUCUGUGAAAUUUCAUUUGAGGCACUCUUGCGACAUCUUGUAUUCAAGGUAAUGUAUAAAAGGUGCUUUAAGAAAAUACGGUUGCUUUCAUGUUCCAAACUAAAUUUUAAUUAUUUUACUGCAUAUCACCAUAAAUUACACACACUGGCCUAUGUCUGUUUUGGGCUUUCUGUGACCCCCUCUCCCCCAAACCUCCCCAUUGUUGCUUGCCUUGAGGUCAUUUGCUUCUAAUUCCGUCUGUAUCUACUAUUGUAAGACGAGGCAUUGAUAAAGUGGUGCACUGUAACAAUACAAGAUCUGAAUGACUCUUUCCUAAUGUUUAUUUUUUUCUCCAAUGACAUGAGAGAUGUUAGUGCCUGCAAUAGCGAUAUCUGCAAACCAUCAGAUAGCGUCUGAACUGAAGGAUAUAAGAUGAAUGGCAAUGAGGGAGAAUUUCAUUUUGGUUAGUCGUUUACCUCCCUAGACCUUACACGCAAAGCAAACUCCCCACCUGAAGUUGAACAACUACAACAGUGUGGAGUUAUUUAAAAAGGGUAAGAUCACAAAUUUAACAAGAGUUUUGUUAUUGAGUAAAGGUGCUUUGCACGUCAUUUAUGGCCAGGGAUCAUGAGAACCAGUUGAUUUAGUGGUGUAAUAUCCUGAAACACUCUACUUUUGUCUGUUGUUCCAGGAGCACAGCCAGAGUAAAGAUGAGGGAUAUCUCUGACAGUGAUAAUGAAAGCAGUUAAAGUGCACACUUAGAGGUUUGAAACAUAACUGACGUCAAAACAGCAUGCAUAAUGUUAUACUAAUCAAUGAAUAUAUUUGUCCUAAUGCAAUAUAUCUAUUAGUUGCCCUGCUAUUGUUAUUGAGGGUGGGGGGAAAAAAAUCUCAAUUGAUUUUGUGAAUGUUUUUGCCCUCUGUGACUGGCACUUUUGGUGUGUGUAAGUUUCUGGGGCGUGUUGAUGAAGCCGUUCAAAGCAUUUUUCUUUGUCUAAUGUUAGAUUACUAGUGUGUCAUUGAAGUACUGUAUGACUUGACAAAGUAUGAUUGGUUUGUCAGUGGUGGAAAAAGUACUCAAUU
Messenger RNA from Coregonus sp. 'balchen', 6673 nucleotides. Lineage: Eukaryota; Metazoa; Chordata; Actinopteri; Salmoniformes; Salmonidae. The record is from the annotation of a GenBank genome assembly.